Cephus cinctus (wheat stem sawfly) is the source of this 6363-nucleotide messenger RNA. Its product is annotated as rap guanine nucleotide exchange factor 2. The transcript is spliced from 22 exons. The record is from RefSeq and is a predicted model, not a curated record. Lineage: Eukaryota; Metazoa; Arthropoda; Insecta; Hymenoptera; Cephidae. Gene Ontology annotation, molecular function: guanyl-nucleotide exchange factor activity; protein binding. Gene Ontology annotation, cellular component: apical plasma membrane; plasma membrane. Gene Ontology annotation, biological process: positive regulation of GTPase activity; Ras protein signal transduction. Bases 952 to 5463 code for a protein of 1503 amino acids.
CGCUUGCACGAACCUAUUACGUGGUUCGGUUCACUACUGGAGGAUCCCCUCCGAAGAUCGGUAUCAUAUAGAAAUAAGAUCGUGAACCAUGAAAAACGCUUCGGAGUCUUUCGAAUGGAAUAUUCGUUGAGUUGAAGUGACGGCAGGUAAGAGGGGGGACUCUUCUGCCUGUUAUUCUCCCUAGCCCUCUGGGAUCGUGAAAGGAGCAGAAAAUGCGGCAGUCAAUUAAUAUCGAACUCUCUGCACUGUAAGAUAGUACUUAACAGUUAAUGGGGAGCGCGUUCUCCGCCUGAGAAACUCGAGCCGGAGAGUAGGAAGAAGAAGGAGCGGAAUCAGCCGGCACUCUCUGCUGGUCCUCCGGUACGCGACCUCCACUCGCAGCUUCCAAGAGAGUCGUAUUAGUUGUCGAUCAGCCAAUGGGACGUAGGAAAGCAGCAGGAGAGCGGAAGAGUCGGCCGAUAGAAAUCGCGGAGAUUCAUCCUCAAAAAUGAUGUCUCUCUCGGCACUCUCGAAUGCUCUUAACGAAGACUCCAGUCCGGUUUUAUUGGAUUUCGUAUCGACCUACAGCUAGGACAUCGAGUAACGAAACUCUCACAACAGUGUCGUGCCACUUUGGAACGGUCGAGCAGAAAAGUACGAUUGAUGGUAAAUCAGGGCUAAUUUCAGUGGCGACCGGUGCGCGCGUCGGACUGCACUGCGUUUGUGGCCUGUGCACACAAGUGUAUACUGAGCACACAAGAGGGCAGUUCGAGUGUUUCGGUGAAAUGUGAAGAGUGCAGUGAAAGGUGAAGAGUGAAGAGUGAAGAGUGAAGAGUGAAGAGUGUGGCCCCAUAGAGGAUUUGGCAGUUCCGAAUAAUCACUUGGAUACUGGUUCCCAUGUCUCCUAGGAAUAUCGGCUGAUCUUAUUAUACGUUAGAGUUACUCUGCGUAAUUGGAUUGUCGCUGGCUAUUAUGACGGAAUACUUGGAUCCGCAUUUCGUCCGGGCUCUUUGCCGCGAUCCAGACAGGCGAACGUUGCAGGAUUUGCAGAUCAUAUACUACGGACUGCAUGGACUGGAAGCCCUGCGACCCUGCAGAGACUCCAUAUUACGGGGACUUUGUAAGAUCGUGCGGUACGAGAGACAUCAUGCCAACCAUGUGCUGUACUACACCGGCGAACUCGCAACCAGCUGGUACAUCUUGCUGUCUGGCUCCGUCUUCAUCGAUGGAUCCAUGUUCCUUCCUCGAUCAAGCUUUGGGAAGCGGACGGGCGGAAGUGCCAGGAGACCCAACGAAUGUUUCGUCCUCGAACCCUCCGAGAUGAUUGUCAUUGACUACCCGGAAAUACAUGCUGGAGGAAGGAUGCAUCGUCCUCCACAUCCUCAUCCCAUUACGGACCAUCGCCAGGUCAACCUGGUUUUCGACGACACGUUUUCACAAGGCCUGACGGGCAGGCCGGAGCUAUACCAGAAAUCUAACAGAAGUAGCCACUCGAGUGAUACAAGUUCUGCAUACAGUGGCUCAGACACCAUGACAUCGGUACAAAGCUCUCUGGACGCAGAUGCAGAUGAGGUUGAUCUUUCUGGCCUCGUUGAAUCUAUAGUAGACAGUGAUGAGGAGGAAGAUCUGGCGGAGAGCAUGGACAGUCUGACUGUUCGUGACACUGUACGAGAGUGUUUAGAAAAGGAUCCAGUCGAACGAACAGAAGAUGACAUAGAGAUUCUACUGGAGUUUACUCAGCAUCUAAAGGCCUUCACAAAUAUGACUCUGGCUGUGAGAAGAGCGCUGUGCGCGGUUAUGGUAUUUGCGGUCGUCGAACGUGCGGGCAUGGUUGUCCUAAACGAUGGUGAAGAAUUAGAUAGCUGGAGUGUACUGAUAAACGGUGCAGUCGAGGUAGAACACAGUAAUGGCGAGGUUGAGCAGCUUCACCUGGGUGACAGCUUCGGGAUCCUGCCUACUAUGGAAAGGUUACUGCAUCGCGGUAUUAUGAGAACAAAGUGCGACGAUUGCCAAUUUGUCUGCGUCACGCAAGCAGACUACUUCCGUAUUCAGCAUCAGGGUGAGGAGAACACUAGGAGGCAUGAGGAAAAUGGUAGAGUUAUUCUGGUGACUGAAUUGAGAGGCGCAUUGGAUGGUGCGGCCAGAAGAGGGCACGUAGUGAUCCGGGGUACUCCGGAGCGGUUGAUGCUUCAGCUUAUCGAAGAGAAUAGCAUCACGGAUCCUACAUACGUUGAGGACUUCCUCUUGACUCACAGAACCUUCAUAGACAGUCCGCUUUUAGUAGCAGAUCAACUUUUAGAAUGGUUUGAUCAGAUACAAGUCAGAGAUCGUGUCACGCGAGUUGUACUUCUCUGGGUGAAUAAUCAUUUCACGGAUUUUGAAACUGAUCCUGCCAUGAUGGAGUUUUUGGAGGCUUUCGAGGCUGGUCUGGAAAAAGAAAAGAUGCAGGGUCAACAAAGGUUACUGAACAUAGCGUGCGCGGCGAAGGCAAGAACGCGAAACGUUACCCUAGCGAGACCAAGUAGGGAUGAAGUGCUUCAUUUCAGUAUCCUUGGGGGUUACGAAAGAGGUUUUGGCAUUUUCAUUUCCAAGGUUGACAAGAGGUCAAAAGCUGAGGAUGUGGGAUUGAAAAGAGGCGAUCAAAUCCUCGAAGUGAAUGGACAGAGCUUCGAACAUGUCAGUCACGCGAGAGCUCUGGAAAUUCUUCGUGGCUCGACGCAUCUCAGCAUUACCGUGAAGUCUAAUUUGUUAGCCUUCAAGGAAAUGCUUCAGAUGCCAGAUAACUCACCAAGACCUCGAGGCAGAACGAACAAGCCGGAAAUGCCGAGGUUGCAGACUGACCCGCGGGCCAGACUUUCGACUCAUGUAGAUCCGAUCACUCCUGUUGUAAAUCCUCUAAAUCCUCUAGUUGGUGGUGUGCCGCUUCUGAUGCCAGAUAGCAACGUGUCUCCGUGUAAGGAUGCUAAGAAGGAACAUAAAGGAUUCAUGACCCUCGGUCCCAAGAGGAGACUUCAGAGGGCUCUCGUGAAGAUGAAUAUAUUGCCAAAGAACACAAUCAACGAUGGAGUGCACGUGGACGAUCCAUUGGCGCCACCACACACGCCACCGGGUACGGGUCUUGCGCAGACCACUACCAACCUCUAUCACUCGCGAAGUAAUCCUGACCUCACGUCUCUCUACUGUUACGACGAUCUUCGUGCACCCGAUUACCCGGAACACGUUCUAAAGGUCUAUAAGGCUGAUCAGACUUGCAAGUACCUGCUCGUUCACAAGGAAACAACAGCCCACGAGGUGGUCAUGUUAGCUCUUCAAGAGUUCGGUAUAACAGAAAGUAGUUCAAACUUCUCUCUGGCUGAAGUAAGCGUCGGAGAAGGAGGAAUGAUCAAGCAGCGUAGAUUGCCCGAUCAACUUCAGAAUCUCGCUGAGAGAAUCGGCCUCAGUUCGCGAUAUUAUUUGAAGACGAAUGGUGUCUCCGAAACGCUGGUAGCGGAUGAGCAAGCUCCAGAACUCGUACGCGAAUCCCAGGUGCAUUUCUUGCAACUGAAUGCCGUCGAAGUUGCGAUUCAGCUUACCCUGCAGGACUUUAGUAUAUUCAGACAAAUUGAGUCUACCGAAUACGUGGAUGAUUUAUUCGAGUUAAAGAGCAGGUAUGGUGUACCCAUGCUAAGUCAGUUCGCGGAGCUAGUCAACAGAGAAAUGUUCUGGGUGGUGACCGAAGUCUGUUCCGAGCACAAUCUCGUAAGGCGAAGCAAAAUCAUUAAGCAGUUCAUUAAAGUUGCUCGACAAUGCAAGGAAUGCAAAAACUUCAAUUCGAUGUUCGCUAUCGUGUCCGGCUUGGGACACGGGGCAGUAUCUAGAUUGAGAGCGUCCUGGGAGAAACUGCCGAGUAAAUAUCAAAGGCUAUUCAGUGAUCUGCAGGAACUUAUGGAUCCCAGUCGAAACAUGAGUAAAUAUCGCCAGUUGGUAGCAUCUGAACAAACCCAACCGCCAAUCAUUCCAUUCUAUCCGGUUGUUAAGAAGGAUCUGACUUUCAUUCAUUUGGGUAAUGACUCGAGGGUGGAGGGUCUAGUUAAUUUUGAGAAGCUCAGAAUGAUUGCCAAGGAAGUUCGAACACUUACUAACAUGUGUUCCUCUCCGUACGAUCUUCUGACGAUGCUCGAACGAGGUGGUCAGCCCCCCAGUUCAGCUAUGGUCGCCUUAAACCAAAUGACAACAGGAAAUCAAGGAGGACAAACAGCAACGGUGAAGAGACGCAAGAAGUCGACGGCCGCGCCGAACCCGAAAAAAAUGUUCGAGGAAGCUCAAAUGGUACGACGGGUAAAGGCGUACCUCGCGAACAUGAAGGUCAUCACGGAUGAGGAACGUCUGCACGCUCUCUCCGUGGAUUGCGAACCCCACGCAGGAGCCGUGGCCGUGGCUGCCGCAGUCCCACUUGGAGGAAGUCGAGGAAGAAGGCAUCCUUCACCCACGUUAUCGACGACAAGUAGCGCCAGUAGCACUAGUGAAGGUAGAAAGAGCAUACAAGGUACAAAAUUCGGAGCGGCGUCGCCGCAAGCCGUGAGAAAAAUGUUGGCACUUUCGGAUCCUCAAAAGACUCGUCCCUACCGACCGCCGCCACUGCCAGUGCCAGGUUUGGCCUUGCAUUCGACUGGUCUCGAACCGAGUCCUGGUGCACCAAGAAGAGUAGGCUCGGGAAGCCGAGUUCCAAUGCACGAGAGGUCACAUAGUGAUACGCCGUCCGGUCUUCCGCCACCCGUUGACCUGAGUGCCGAAAGCAGCAGCGUCACGAGUCUGAGUAACCUUCAGCCGCUCCGAAAGACCCUCACGAGUGGUUCGGUGACGAGCAGUGACAGCGGUCACAGCACACAGCUGGACAGCCAUAGCGGAAGCAGCGUCGAGGCCGGUGGGAGCCCACCACCGCCACCGAGAAGGCAUUCCGCCAUGCCAGAUAAAUGGAUUGGCAAAGCACUUCUUGGGUGGGAUUUCUGUCACGUGAACGUAUGUGGUGCAGGCUCUGCCAUGAGGGGAGGAGUUCCCCCAUUUCCUCACGCGGUAGCAGUGUUGCCUCCGCUUCCUGCCAACCACCACAACCACCACAACCAUCACAACCAGAACCACAACUAUCAUCACCAACACCAUCACCAUCACCAUUAUCACCACCAACCCCAAACUCCUCAAGGUUCAGCUGGCGUAGGCGUAGGCGGAAUGGGAGUCGGAUUGGGAAUGGGAAUGCUACCGCCAUUACCACCAGGAGGAACGACGACUAUUAUGACUACGAUGACGACGAUGACUACGACGACGAUGACUCCGAUGACGGCGAUGCGGGCCGCCGGUGGUACCCAGUGCCGGCAACCGCCAGCCUACAAGGUCGCUGCGCACAUGGCCAGGUUGCACAGGCUAGGUCGGGCCCACAGUCACGAAGGCGUCACCUACCGGGCCGACCACGAGGAUGAUGACGAGGAUGCUCAAGUGUCUGCGGUGUAAAGUCGACGGGACAAGGAAGUCGAGCCAUCGUGCAUUCUCGCAGGCGCAUCCCGGGUCGUCCGUUUUCUUAGUGAAUUCCACCGUUUUUACUUUUUAAUUAAUUUAAAGAUGAAUAGAUCGGUCGAUAAUAACCACACGUGCUCUCUUUCAAGAGGAAACGUAACGAGUCAGAGUGGAAAAGCUCUCGGAAGGCGUCGCGACGCCACCCUAAUAAAUCCGGCAUCCAUAAAUCUCUCUAGAGUCACGAUGCAUUAGCUGUAGUGAUCGUAAUUAUCGACCGUGAAGUCGCGCACCAGUACAAGACUGUUACGAACCGGAAAUCGAGCGAAGGGAACCUACGAAACGUUUAGAUGUACCGGACGAAUGCCCUGGACGAAGAUUUGUGGCAAGAACGCUCGUCGGUACGUAACUUCGACGACCUGCAAAAGUCAGACCUGAAUAUUUUCUACGUAAAUUUUUAACGAUAAUUCAUAGUUUUCAGACUAUACGAAAUAGUUUAAGGGGAAAAAAAAGGAUGAAAUUAAAAUUACAUAACGGAGGAGUAUCGCGUCUCGGCGACUGUCCGGAGUCUCCUCGGAAUCGUUUGAUUCACUCUCGGAAGCACCUGGCCCCAGGGUAUUCGUCCGAUCGACUGUCGAAACAAAAAUAUAUAUUCAUAAUUCUCGAAGUCGCUUCGAAGGAGGGUCUAACGCAGUACUUUCAGUGCAAAGAAGAAUCACGAAGCGCGAGAGCCGAGGAGCAAGAGAGUGGAGAGACACGUGGACGAGGAGGACCAUCCCCUCUCCCUUGCUCUUUCGAUUCCUCUGCUUCCGCUUGAUAAACGACGGAGAUACAAUUCGAUCCGUGGUUUUAAGAAGUUAUAAUCUAUAAAUGUGUAAUAAAUCGAGCCCAAAGAUGUUA